Penicillium arizonense is the source of this 192-nucleotide messenger RNA. RefSeq lists its product as uncharacterized. The transcript is spliced from 4 exons. Bases 1 to 192 code for a protein of 63 amino acids. The record is from RefSeq and is a predicted model, not a curated record. Lineage: Eukaryota; Fungi; Ascomycota; Eurotiomycetes; Eurotiales; Aspergillaceae.
AUGCCAGACAGGCCUCUCGCGGACAACGAACGUCGUCAAACAGUUGAUCGCCGUUACUUGAACAGAGAAAGUCUCCAGGCUUGCCUCGAGCAACUGUUUCCGGGGCAAACCGAUUUCAAGAUUCGGUUGCAAGAUGAAAUAUGGUCAUUUAUUGCCCCAAGAGUGGUGGAGACGGUUGAGUUCGACAUAUGA